Molecule: messenger RNA, 4445 nt
Organism: Ochotona princeps (American pika)
Lineage: Eukaryota; Metazoa; Chordata; Mammalia; Lagomorpha; Ochotonidae
Gene: IMPACT
Product: impact RWD domain protein
Exons: 11
Coding region: 120-1073 (317 amino acids)
Biological process (GO): regulation of translational initiation
Cellular component (GO): cytoplasm
Molecular function (GO): protein binding
Source: RefSeq, a predicted model, not a curated record
GCGUGCGGUUCCGGGUCGUGCCGCGCCGCAGCCUGCGUCUGUCUUGCCGCAGUGCCACACCCUCGCUCUUCGGACCCGGGCAGGAGGUGGCGGCUGCGGGGCAGCUCUCGGUGGCACAAAUGGCUGAGGGGGACGCAGGCAGCGACCAGAGGCAGAAUGAGGAAAUUGAAGCAAUGGCAGCCAUUUAUGGGGAGGAAUGGUGUGUCAUUGAUGACUGUGCCAAAAUAUUUUGCAUUAGGAUUAGCGACGAUAUAGAUGACCCCAAAUGGACACUUUGCUUGCAGGUGAUGCUGCCGAAUGAAUACCCAGGUACAGCUCCACCUAUAUACCAGCUGAAUGCUCCUUGGCUUAAAGGGCAAGAACGUGCAGACUUAUCGAACAGCCUUGAGGAAAUAUAUAUACAGAAUAUUGGUGAAAGUAUUCUUUACCUCUGGGUGGAGAAAAUAAGAGAUGUUCUAAUAGAAAAAGCUCAGAUGGCAGAACCAGGUCCUGAAGUAAAGAAGAAGACUGAACCGGUGGUGGUUAAAUGUGAAAAACCACGCAAGCCACCAAGUCAGCCAGGAACGUCAGCUAAAGCAGCAAACACUAAAGUCAAGGAGAAGCGAGUAGAAGUGGAAGAAGUACCCCCGAUUGAUCACGGUGUUCCUAUCACAGACCGAAGAAGCACUUUCCAGGCACACCUGGCUCCUGUAGUUUGCCCGGAGCAGGUGAAAAUGGUUCUUUCCAAACUCUAUGAGAAUAAGAAAAUAUCUAGUGCUACUCACAACAUCUAUGCCUACAGAAUAUUUUGUGAGGACAAACAGACUUUCCUGCAGGACUCUGAGGAUGAUGGGGAGACUGCCGCAGGUGGGCGUCUCCUUCACCUCAUGGAGAUUUUAAAUGUGAGGAAUGUCCUGGUGGUAGUGUCCCGCUGGUAUGGAGGGAUUCUGCUAGGACCAGAUCGCUUUAAACAUAUCAACAACUGUGCCAGAAACAUACUGGUGGAGAAGAACUAUACAAGCACACCAGAGGAAUCAUCUAAGGCUGUGGGAAAGAACAAAAAAGUGAAAAAUAAGAAGAGAAAUGAGCAUUAAUUCUAUGAAAGGCUAAUUUGCCUACAAGUGUAUACACAUUCCAUAAUCAUCAAGGAGUAUAUUGUACGCGAGUAUCCUUGACCGUGCUCAAGUCAGCCAAUUCACCGUGGACACCAGCAUUAUCUUUGUCGGUUACACCAUCUACCAAAAAUAGCCAGCUUAUGAUAUAUUCAUGUGUGUUUCAGGCUUGCUUGAGAGAAUUGAUUGGACCUUAAUUACACUUCAUCUAAUUCUGGAAGGCAACAGUUGCCCAGGGCAGUAUUUGAAUUACUGUCUUUUUUGGUGUGUGUCAAGUGCCUUUGUUAGGUAGGGGAGACAGAUCUCUAGAGGAAAAUCAAUGCCUGAGUUUUUGUCGUAGGGAUUCUUGUACCGUUAAAUGAAUGUUGCCUUUUACUGCUCUUAAUGGCUUACUGGAACAAGAGUUCAUGGAGGAUUGAUCUUGGAGAGUUUGUUCUUGUGAUUUCGGUUCAUGAGUGUCACCUCCAUAGUGUUCAUCAUUGAAUAAUAGAUCAAGUGAAAACCUAGGAGUACCCAUCUACAGUUACGUGCUGAGGUGAUCAUCCAUGUAACAUUUGUUAGCAUAAAUGUUAUGCCUCUAUUUUGUCACAAAUUUGUGAUUGUGAAGUUUCAAAAUGUGAUUUCCUAGUCUCUGCAUUUUAAUGGGGGUUAAUUCUUGUAAUGUAAAGCUGUGAAUAUGGAGUGUUAGUAGGCUCCUUCCACCCCUGAAAUGUGUUGAUGUUACUAUUACAGUUUCUUUCAAAACCUUUAAAGUAGUACCCUUCUCGUGUUCUUCAUUGAGGAAUUAGAACCAUGCAAGAAGGGAGGCUAUGGUUAAUGGAACAUUAAUAGAAUGGGAUAGAGGCGGUACAGUGUUGCUGGUACAGGGCAAGAAUGGGUAAGGUAGUUUAUGCAUACUUCCCAUCUGAGCUCCUGACAGCUUUCUCAAUUCUAUGAUUUUGCAGAGAGAAGGAACAAAAACUUAUGGUUAGAACAAAACAAAGAAAUCCUGUCUUCUUUCACUCUUGUCCUUUUUUUUUAUCAGUGUUUCUUUCCUCUGAAGUUGCCUCUGGCAAUUCAGACAAUUAAUUAAUCUUCAAGAUAAAAAAGUAAGUCAUGAACAGUUCCCUUUGUAUGAUUGUGAACAAUUGUUAAAAAGUUCUUCCUUAGGGGUUAGCGUUAAGGUGCAGCUGGUUAAGCCUCUGCCUGACAUGCUUAAUAUCCCACAUAGGUGCUGGUUCAUGUCUGUGCUACUCUGCUUCCAAUCCGGUUUGCUGCUAAUGUGCCUGGGAAAGAAGAUGGUCUUGAGUGUUUGGGCUCCUGUCACCCAUGUGGGAGACCCAGAUGGAGUUCUGGGCUCCUGGCUUAAUCCUGGAUUAGCUGUGCCCAUUACAGGCGUUUGGGGAGAGAAUCAGUGGAUGGAAAAUCAAUCUCUUUCUUUGUUCCCCAUUCCCCACCACCUCUGUAUCUCUGCUUUUCAAAUAAAUAAUUGUUUUUUAAAUAAAAAAGUUCUUCCUUGUUCACAGAAAUUAGGAGGCAGCAUAGGAAGCACAGAGAACUGGACAGAUUUUCUUUUACUAAUGCUUUACCUUUAAAAGGUGUAAAAUUUUUACUUGGUGUUUUUUACUAAGAAUCUGCUAAUUGCUUUACACUAAGAUAGGUUAUGAGUCAAACUCUAAAUCAUUUUUGUUGUAAUUGUAUUUGAUGCUGUGAAUGAUCAAGAAUCCUAGAAGGAUCUUUUAUGUAUAUUGGAACAUGUACCUCAGAUUCCAUGAAGAGUUAAAUAUAUCCUGUGUGUUAACUCUUAAAACUAAAUAAAUUAGAGGUUAGUAAUUAAUGAAAUAAUUCCACAAUUUUUACAUGUCAGAUCUUUGAAAAGGAUAAGACAGUAAUUUGAAAAUGAAUGAGUUAAUUCUUCGUAAAAAAACUAAAUUUGAAUUUAUUGUUUAACAUUUAUUUAGAUCAUUUAAAUUUUUUACUUGAAAGGCAAGAAGACAGACACAGGAGAACAGAUCCUGCAUCUGCUGCUUCAUUCCCCUAAUGCUGGGCUGGUGCUGAAUCAAGCCAAAGCCAGGAGCCUGGAUGGAACUCAGUCCAGGCGCCCAGCUGGGGUGGCAGAAUCCAAGCCGAGCCAUCACCUGCUGCCCCCAGGGUGUUCAUAGCAGGAAGCUAGGAUCGGAAGUGGAGUCAGGAGUGAAACUCCUACCCCUACAUGGGAUGUGGGCAUCUCAGAGAGUAUUUUCACUGCUGUGCCAAACACCCACCCCUCUUUUAGGUCUUUAAAGAAAACAAGACAUCUUUAUACCUGUGAUCUUAUUUUUUCCUUUUUAAAAAAAAAAUCUUAUUUUUGUUUUUUACUAUAUAGUUAUUAACUAUAUUUUACUGAGUAAAAAAAAAAUGUUCUUAGCCCUUUUGCCCAAAAUCAGUUAGUGUAGGAGGGAGAGGUCCAGAUUUCUCUAGUUCUGAACUCUGGGUUACUUCACUUCCUACCAUUAAGGAAAAGCUAACUGAUGGCAGUAUUUUCCUCCUCUAUUUAAAAUUUCUCUUGAAUAGAGGAUUUUCCAGUUACUUUCUAUAACCAGAUCUAUGCUGUGGCAUAUUUUAUAUUCUUUAAGAUAUUCUCCAUAUGCCAGCAUAUAAGAGCAAGUCGUGUCUACUUUGUAAGUGGGAAUAGCAGUUGCUGCAUCCAAUGUAUGCUUUUGAGGUAUGUAUCAUGAAACAGACUAUCGGAAGAGAAUUAUAUCAAAACUAAUAACAAUCCAGAAAGAACAGCAUGAAAUUAAUACUAUUUGGAGGGCUGGUGAAACUUAUUGCAGAAGUUGCAUAAUCACCUCUAAUUCCCCCAUAGAGAUAAUCAUUUUAACAUUUGGUACGUACAUGUUAUUUUUUUCUUAUGCAUGAUUUUGUAUAUAUGACUAUUUUUCUUUCCAUAAAAAUGGUAUUAAACUGUAUAUACCGUUUUGUAUCUUACAUAUUUCAUAUAGAAGUAUAUUGUUAACAUUUUCCCAUGUCAAUAAAUAUUCUUCUAUGGCUUAAGUGUUUUGUGAGUGCAUUAUAUUCUGUCUCCUUGGUAUACUAUAAUUUACUAAUUCACUAUUGAUUUCUGAUUUUUACUUUUUUAAAACAAAUUCCCAUGUUAUGAAACAACUGAAAAAUUGUGUCAUUGCUUGUAGAUUUUUUGUGCCGAUCUCUGAUUCUUUAUUAGAUUAAACUCUUAGAAAUGAAAUUUCUUGGUCAAAGAUUGGCACAGUAGUAGGUUUCAGUUGGUUCAGCCAAACUGUUCUCUAGGUAAGUUUCCUCAGUUGAACCAUAAUUGUAUUAGAAUAUACUUAAAGCAUGCCUGUCAAAGAUGUAGAAAAUAAGUAAUAUGAUAAA